AACGGUUCUCGAAAACCCAUCAGCAUCACCUCUUUAAAGCGACCCAUGUCGCGUCCCCUACAAAACUUGCACAAGCACCCCGAAGCCGGAAGUGGUUUUGCCCCUAAAAAACAUGGCGGAAAGCUUUCUCGUCUCCAAGGGAACACCACGUAGGGUGCGAAAAGUGGCGAGGGAAUUGCUCUGCGCACGCGCAGAGGCACACGCCACCGGAAGUGAUGUGCCCUCGCCGAGGCGGUUGGUUUACUACGCGUGCGCAGUCGGAACUUCCGGCAGCUGUGAGGCAUCAAUGGUGGAGAAGAAAACUUCGGUUCGCUCCCAGGACCCCGGGCAGCGGCGGGUGCUGGACCGGGCGGCCCGGCAGCGCCGCAUCAACAGGCAGCUCGAGGCCUUGGAGAAUGACAACUUCCAGGACGACCCCCACGCCGGGCUCCCGCAGCUGGGCAAGAGGCUGCCUCAGUUUGAUGACGAUGCCGACACCGGAAAGAAAAAGAAGAAAACUCGCGGUGAUCAUUUUAAACUUCGCUUCCGGAAAAACUUCCAGGCCCUGCUGGAGGAGCAGAACUUGAGUGUGGCCGAGGGCCCCAACUACCUGACCGCCUGCGCGGGGCCCCCGUCCCGGCCCCAGCGCCCUUUCUGUGCUGUGUGUGGCUUCCCCUCCCCCUACACCUGCGUCAGCUGCGGGGCCCGGUACUGCACCGUGCGCUGUCUGGGCACCCACCAGGAGACCAGGUGUCUGAAGUGGACCGUGUGAGCCAGGAAGGGGCUCCGAACCGCAGCACCAAAGGAGGGGCUCCCCCUGGAUGGAGGGACUCUCCGCCCACCUUGAAGGGUGGGUCCCACUCAGCACUGGGGGGUGGGGAGCCUGCAGAGGCUGCUCUAAUAAAAGGCCGAGCACUGUCA
This is a messenger RNA of Lepus europaeus (European hare), 900 nucleotides long. It is a transcript of the gene ZNHIT1, whose product is annotated as zinc finger HIT-type containing 1. Gene Ontology annotation, molecular function: nucleosome binding. The record is from RefSeq and is a predicted model, not a curated record. Lineage: Eukaryota; Metazoa; Chordata; Mammalia; Lagomorpha; Leporidae. Gene Ontology annotation, biological process: chromatin remodeling. The coding region runs from base 113 to 751 and encodes 212 amino acids. The transcript is spliced from 5 exons. Gene Ontology annotation, cellular component: Swr1 complex.